Diutina rugosa is the source of this 1032-nucleotide messenger RNA. RefSeq lists its product as uncharacterized. The coding region runs from base 1 to 1032 and encodes 343 amino acids. The record is from RefSeq and is a predicted model, not a curated record. The transcript has a single exon. Lineage: Eukaryota; Fungi; Ascomycota; Pichiomycetes; Serinales; Debaryomycetaceae.
AUGUCUGCGACAGUGCAAUCGAGUGAAACCGACGAUGCAUUGGUAGCUCGAGGGGUGACAUGCAAGUUCUACACCGACCUUGAGACGGUGAUGCAUCUAACGGGUAAGAAAAACCUUUUGGAGUUUCAGCGAGUGUUCAUCAUGAUCACACGACCAGGGUAUGUCUUCGAGGUCGAUCUUGACACAUCGGCCGAAAUCACCGGCGAGGUCCGCGGAGCUUUGAGUCCGCCCAACUCGAUCGAGGAGUUCAUGAUUAAAACGGUGGUGCCUCGAUUAGACUACGUCAUCCAGCGAUGUGAGGCUGAACGCAACAAGCUCGCCUACCGCAUCGACCAGACCGAGAGACACUUGAAGAACCACGAGAGGUACCUAGAUUUGGCGGAGAAGUCACAGUGCCAUGACGUGGCUGUGCUUAUCAAGCAGCAGAUCGACGAGUUCAAGGACCGGUUGUUGAAGCACCAGAUCUUCUCCGGCUUCAUCACUCGCGAGAUUCACAAAACCGAGUUCCAUCGCGACUUCAUCCACAACUCGUUUGUCAUCAAACUACCGAUGGGCAAGAUGAAGAUCUGUCUAGACUACGAGACGUUCAAGUUGCUGAGGGUGAUUGCUGGCGAACCGAAGAAGAAGCAGCAAAGCAUCGUCGAAAGAGUGUUUGGUGCCCAGCAGUUGUUGUUUUCCAGCUUAAUAUUUGAGAUGUGGGCGAUCACACGGGUGCCGGCGCUCGUGUACACCGGCAUGUUCAACUUUGAACCCCUGGGAUACUAUUACAACAUGAAGAAAUUGAACAAUCAGUCGUACCAUUUGGCGGUUAUGUUCACCGUGUUUGAAGAAUACUCAUGGCCGAUGGUUCUCGAACAUUUCCCUGAGGACACUAAGGUGGAAAACGACUACUUGUUCCCCGACUCGAUGCACAAGGAAGCCCCUUACCACCAUUUGUUCGUACUUCGCUUUUCCGAGCAGCUUGUACGACCCAGUUACCGCCCCAGAAACGGCGCCAAGACGUAUCUUCUGAUUCUUUGGGGUCAAAAGUAG